Molecule: messenger RNA, 2923 nt
Organism: Esox lucius (northern pike)
Lineage: Eukaryota; Metazoa; Chordata; Actinopteri; Esociformes; Esocidae
Product: neuronal pentraxin-2
Exons: 5
Coding region: 253-1581 (442 amino acids)
Source: RefSeq, a predicted model, not a curated record
CAGGAAUACUUAGCGUUAACCCAGGCUCUCUUGUAGUUACAGCCCGGUAUCUCCUAGGAGUUUGUUUACUUUUCUAAGUGUUAUUGGAUAAGAUCAUUUUAAUACAAAAGAUAUAGUUUAAUCCGAUAUUAUGAGGCUAUGUCAUUCCAAGUAGGCCUAGAUUACCGCUUGAUUUUGAAAGGCGUGAUCAUCGGUUAGGAUCGGACCAGCGCUAUUCCACUAAAGCUCAACGACCCAAAUCUUGCUGCCGGUAUGAACUCUCUUUUGAGAUUCUUGUGUUUUUACGCCCUGGGACUGAGCUAUGGGAAGUUUGUGCGAGUAAAGGAUGACACCCAGGACACGGGAGCCCGGUUUCUGUGCCGAGCCAUCCCGGUGGGCGCAGACACCUGUUUGGUUCCCGUAGGUUUCGAAGCAAACGCGUCCCCUCAGGAGGAAGAGUUGAGGAACACUGUCAUGCAGCUGCGGGAGACAAUUCUCCAACAGAAAGAAACUAUAGUUAACCAACUUGGGACCAUAAACGAGCUGACCACUAAAUUAUCGCUCUGCGAGUCAGCUUCUGAAGGAACGAAGUAUGAUGGUGGAUCUUGGAGUAAAGUGAACGGUAAUCAGAACACAAUGGGAGAUGUACCCAGAGAUCCCAAUGAUUCCAUCGACAACCUUGGGAAGACCAUGCAGAGUCUGAAGGACCGACUAGAGAACCUCGAGCAACAGCAGCAAAGAGCCAACACGUCGGGGGCAUUGUUCCCCAGCGAGCUAAGAGACCUGCUGCAACGCAGGCUUGGAGACCUGGAGAAACAGCUGCUCAUUAAGGUCAACAACCUGGAGGAAGAAAAGUCUCAACUCUACAACGAGACUGCUGCCCACAGGCAGAAGACAGAGAGCACCCUCAACUCCCUGCUGACCAGGAUCAAUGAGCUGGAGAAAGUUGGUGGUGGGUUCAAGUCCCCUGAACAGUUCAAACUGGUCCUCCCACUGCGAACGAACUACCUGUACGGCCGCAUGACCAAGAGCCUUCCAGAGAUGUACGCUUUCAGCCUGUGCAUGUGGCUUCGGUCCAGCGCCAGCCCUGGCAUAGGCACUCCCUUCUCCUACGGGGUGCCAGGACAGGCUAAUGAGAUUGUUCUCAUCGAGUGGGGCAACAACCCUAUAGAACUACUCAUCAAUGACAAGGUGGCUCAGCUGCCUUUGUCUGUGCGUGAUGGGAGAUGGCACCACAUCUGUAUCACCUGGACCACAAGGGAUGGUCUAUGGGAAGCCUACCAGGAUGGUCAGAAGCUGGGGUCAGGUGACAAUCUGGCACCCUGGCACCCAAUCAAGCCUGGAGGAGCUAUUAUACUGGGGCAGGAACAGGACAUGGUAGGGGGGCGCUUUGACGCCACGCAGGCCUUCGUGGGCGAGCUGAGCCAGGUUAACAUCUGGGACAAAGUCCUGAAGCCGGCCGACAUCCUUACCAUGUCCAACUGUUCCUCCUACACCCCUGGGAACGUGGUGUCCUGGCUGGACAAUGGCGUGGAGGUGUUUGGAGGGGGGGCAGCCAAAAUGCCUCUGGAACUAUGCCAGGAACGGUUGUCAGAGGCUUGAGUCUGAAGACGGAUGCCUGAGUCUGUCUGUCUGUCAGUUGUUGAUGUUGUUGAUCUUGACAAGUACACUCUUAGAGAAAAAGGCUUCCAGACAGGUUGUCCAGCUGACCCUAUAUGUUGGACACUUGGUAUAGCACACAGUGGACGGGGUUCUGGAAAGGAAAAGGGUUCUUUACAGGGUUCUCUUAUUAGGACAGCAGAAUAAUCUUUUUAGGCUUUAGCACUUUCUUUUCUAAGAGUGUACUACUGUACAUUCCAAGUGUAAUGUUUAUUGUGUGUUCUGUUUGCAUGUGUAAGGAAAGGCUUUGAGUGACCUAAGCCGAGAUGAUUCUACUACACACCCACGCACACAGACGAACAGACUGUAAUUAUACUGGAUUUAGCAUGUGAGCCUGGUUAAGGCUUCCAUGUGGUCGUGGGCAGUGUAAAGCACACAGAUUAGCUGUCACAGCACUCAUUCAGUAACCUGUCUCCUGGUGGAGGUCAUAAAGCCUCUCCAUCUUGUCUGGAGGCAGCCUGAGCGGAAGCCGGGUUUCCAUGGAACAACCAACAACUGUGUACGUGUUCAACCUAGUAGAGAUGACGAGGGGCUAGUUUUGAUCUCUAUCAGGGUUUGAUUCAUUAUUACCACUAUUGUAAUUCAUCUAAUCUAUAGCUCUGAUCAUCUGAGCCACAACGCAAAUAGAAAUCUAAAGGCAAUGGUCCUUUUGCGCAGACUGUGUCACAUUAAAAAUGACCUUUACAUUUCAGCUAUAGUGAAGAUUUUCUGAGUUAUGGAUUGAAUCAAGCCCUUAGUGUUUGGAGCCAUAGUGUGUGUUUUUAAACCCAAGUGUUAAAAUCAAGUCGGCAUGUCUGUUGAAUUAUAUCGUCUAUGUGCUUUUUUUAACUGUACUAUUUUCAAGUGCACCUAAAUGCCUGCAGCAGUAUACGGUAUGUUGUUGUGUCACAGGAUCAUUCUCUAAUUAUUCCCCUGUUGUUAGAGUUAUGUUGGUUUAUUUAGGUCUACACUGUCUGUGCAGUGACCCCUUUUAAACACAAAUGUGUUUAUAUGGAAGCAUUGUUACUGUUGUGUGUACAUGUUAUUUUUCUAGCAGAUGUAAACAAUUUGUUAAUGUUUAUGCAUGUUUUUUCCAUGACAAUUGUGUUUGGAGUGUAACUGUAUUUAUACUGUGCGUUUUAUUUGCUGAGGAGAGCACUCUGUUUUCAUGUGCCUUUUUUUGAAGAUUUUCUGCCAGAUGUGCUUUUUACAGUAAACAACAAUGAACCAAACCUUUGCUUUGCCAAUGAAAAAUCUAUCUAUCUAUGUGGAAAAUAAAAGAACAAAUAAAACGAUUUAAAAAGCA